UUCUGUGGCAUUAAUAUCAUACUCAUAACCAGUUUAUUUUUCUUCGCUUGCAUCGUUAUUUAUGUCUGUGUGCUGGUUUAUCACAAAUGCUGGUGGCUCAAACACAAGUUUUUACUUCUCAAACUAGCAAUCGCUGGCUCUGGAAAGAUAAUGGAAGAUUUCAAGGAAGACAAUUAUGACUUUCAUCUCAACCUCAUGUUCCAUGAUGCGGAAGAGGAAUGGGUUGAUCGGGUCCUGAGACCUGUCCUGGAGAAGAGGUUUCCGCAUCUACAGAACAUCAUCUACGGAGAUGGAGACCUCCGUCUGGAAAUGUUCUACAUCAAUGCAAUCUAUGAUGCCAUUGAGAACAGCUUCAAGACAGUCUUGUUGAUGAGCAACCGGUCUAUGUAUGAUGUCUGGUGCAUGACCAAGCUUCGUUUGGCGCUGGAGCAUAUCAAUGACACAGGACUGGACAAGGUCAUAUUAAUCUUUGUAGAGGACAUCGAGGAUGAUGACCUUCCCUAUCUUGUCACGUUGUUUUUGAGUAAGAACAACCCUCAUAUGUGGUGGACAGAUGAUGAAGACGAACAGGAACUGUUUUGGGCUCAAUUUCAGAGAAGCAUGAGAUCAAAUAGGGCUAUAAUCAAUGCGAUCCCUCUUUAGAAAUCGAACUGCUGAUCAUGUUAUUAAAUUCUGAAUUCAUUGCAUUGUAUAAAGGCAAUAUUUUUGGCCUUGAGUAUAUUUAAAUGACAGUGGUAAAUGUUUAAAAAACUAAGACUAAUACCAUGUGAGAUACAUUAUCAGAUGGCUUCCACAGGGAUCUGUCUUAGGCCCAGCUCUAUAUCCUACCUACAUAUAUAAUUUGCUACUAGUUAGUUACUGACUUCUUGAACUUCAUAUCAAUAGACCAGUUCACGGUUAGCACAUUACUGCAAUGACCCCAAAUAUCCACAUAUCUUCAAAACAUGAAGAGGUCCCACUUUGUACAUUUUGAAAUAAUCACUCCUACAGCGAUGGAAAUGCUACAUAAAUAACCUUUGUUUCCACUUUUCAAAGAAUACUUCCACCUGUGUAUCAUGGAGUGCAUAAAUGAAUAAUGAUUACAUAACUUUCAUGAGCACGUAUCCAGUAUU
Messenger RNA from Strongylocentrotus purpuratus (purple sea urchin), 1112 nucleotides. Its product is annotated as toll-like receptor 2 type-2. NCBI's taxonomy places the organism in Eukaryota, Metazoa, Echinodermata, Echinoidea, Camarodonta, Strongylocentrotidae. The coding region runs from base 151 to 642 and encodes 163 amino acids. The transcript has a single exon. The record is from RefSeq and is a predicted model, not a curated record. Gene Ontology annotation, biological process: signal transduction.